CGAGCUAUGUAAUGCUGUAAUACCCGUGUAUCCUAUGUAAUAUAAUGCCUGUCCAAGCUCUUCCAGCCUUCCCAGCUCUUUCCUCUUACCCACUCCGCCUUCAAUAAAACCUUCCACUCUCCCUCUUCCACUCUCACCACCUGCUCUUCCUCUUCACCACACUACAUCUUCCAUUCUUUGUGGGCUGGAAUUCACUCACACUCGCCUUCAACCAACCCAUCCUUUCCAUCUAUCAAUCAAUCAUCGUCGCCAUCAUGAUUGUCGAUCCCGUCGAAGCUCUCAAGAAGACUUCGCUGCUGUUGGUGCCCACCACCACGCUGCCCAUCCCGACUUCUCUACCCACCGUAGACCCCUUCAAGCCUGAUAUCCAGGUCGCUCAUCACGAUGGCCAAGUCACUCUCUGGGUCGUCUUUGUGAUCAUGCUCAUCGCCUCUGCUGUCUUUGCUGGCAUGUCAUGGACUGUCCCUCUUAACAAGCGCCUCUACCACGUCAUCACCACUCUCAUCACCAUCAUUGCCGCCCUCUCCUACUUUGCCAUGGCCAGCGGACACGGCGUUGCCAUCCACCACAUCAAGGUCCGCGUUGAACACGAGCACGCUCCCGAUACCUUCAAGUACAUUGACAGACAAGUUUUCUGGGCUCGCUAUGUUGACUGGAGCUUGACCACUCCCCUCCUGCUCCUCGAUCUUGCCUUCCUUGCCGGUCUCAGCGGCGGUCACAUUCUCAUGACCGUUGUCGCCGAUCUGAUCAUGAUUCUUACCGGUCUCUUCGCUGCUUUCGGUGCUGAGGAUACUCCCCAGAAGUGGGGCUGGUACACCAUUGCCUGCAUUGCUUACCUCGUCAUCAUCUGGCACCUUGUUGUCAAUGGCCGCGCUCUUGCCGCUGCUCGUGGUGGUGCCGUUGGCAAGUUCUACUCCUCCAUUGCUGGCUUUACCAUUCUCAUCUGGACCGCCUACCCAAUUGUUUGGGGAAUUGCCGAUGGUGCCCGCAACGUCUCCGUUGACGGCGAGAUCAUUGCCUAUGCUGUCCUUGACGUGCUUGCCAAGCCCAUCUUUGGCCUGUGGCUCUUGAUCACCCACGCCAAGCUUGCCGAGACCAAUGUUGACCUCUCCGGCACUUUCUGGUCCAACGGCCUGAGCUCUGAGGGCCGCCUUCGUCUCGAUGACGAAGAUGGUGCUUAAACGAUUGCUGCAAUGUGUAGCUCAUUCGCUCUUUUAUAAGCUGUAAUCGUCAUGAAUGUGGCGAAGUGAUCGAACUCGUGAAUGACUUUGAGUCUCCACAGCUUGUAUCAAACAAACGAUGUAGCGUAUGAGGGAAAAAAAUAGUAAUGGAAAUGACGUGAAAAGCAAGCCAGGACGACGAUUGAUUACGAGCCAUACAUUUCUUGCAUGCAACCAUGACGUCGCAAGAGCUAUUUUCGCUCUGGACUUAUGGUUCACGGACCACUUUUUCAAUCACCUUUUUACAUAGCUGAUGACUAAAUAUCAUUGUAAUUCACGUGGAAUCGUGUCUUGGAUAUGAAUGCUGCUGCUAAAAGUGCCUGUGGUUGAUGGUGCCGUCUCAUCUAUAUGCAUGGAUGCUCCUUCCCUAUAUCUUC
Pseudovirgaria hyperparasitica is the source of this 1597-nucleotide messenger RNA. RefSeq names its product family A G protein-coupled receptor-like protein. The transcript is spliced from 3 exons. Gene Ontology annotation, molecular function: monoatomic ion channel activity. Gene Ontology annotation, biological process: monoatomic ion transport. The record is from RefSeq and is a predicted model, not a curated record. Bases 255 to 1181 code for a protein of 308 amino acids. Gene Ontology annotation, cellular component: plasma membrane; endoplasmic reticulum. NCBI's taxonomy places the organism in Eukaryota, Fungi, Ascomycota, Dothideomycetes, Acrospermales, Acrospermaceae.